Ilyonectria robusta is the source of this 770-nucleotide messenger RNA. RefSeq lists its product as uncharacterized. The transcript has a single exon. The record is from RefSeq and is a predicted model, not a curated record. NCBI's taxonomy places the organism in Eukaryota, Fungi, Ascomycota, Sordariomycetes, Hypocreales, Nectriaceae. The coding region runs from base 37 to 606 and encodes 189 amino acids.
AAGCUGGCGCCCCUCAAUGCGAAGGAGAUUGUCCACAUGCGCGUCUACACUUGUGACGACUGCGCAACCGAGCUGGCCCACAACAAUGGGUACGCAGCCAAGCUCAUCAAGUCUGGUGCCAAGCGCAUUUGGGGCGUGUUCGAGACUGGUUCGGAGGGCGAGGCCAAUAUCUGGGCGGAAGACGGAGCCUCAUCCGUUCAAUACCAUGCAGCCAGCAUGCCACUCACCGGGUGCCCCUGUGCGACCAAGUUGCUAAGUCGACCUCUGUGCCACUUCCACCGACUACACUAUGCUGAGCUGGCAAUGAAACAGGCGGCAAUUAUGCAUGAAUGGAGGAUGUGUCGCUUCGGCAAGCCAGUUUGCCCAGUGUGCAUCACCACCAACAAGUUGAGAGACGUCAAUGUCUCAGCCGACCACGGGGGCUUCCCGUCGACAAACGGAGGGGCUACAGCCUGGGCGUGCCUUGUGUGCAACGACUGGGUUGUGAACCAGCGAAAUGACCACAACAACAAGCCUCAACUGGUGCAAGGAUCCUGGGAUGACGGUCGUCAGGCCAGUGACAUGAUCCCCGGCAAGAACACCGACGAGGACGUGGAGACGGCAUAGAUAUUUCACGGGCAGAGGCGUAGGACAACGCGGAGCAACCUAGACAGCGAGUCGGUUUUCGGGCUAGAGAUUUAGUAGACCCUAGAUGGCAGAUCAAUUUUCAGAAAGAACAUUCAGCGGCAUCAACCGGACCGAAUACCAAAAUAGACAUACCUAUUCUUCAU